AUGGGAUCAAAACGGAUUUUCUUUCAAACCAGCAUUGAAAUAGUAGACCAGGCUUGCCAAGGACGAAAAGGCCCCUUGAGGGCAGGCACACAGCCACGCUGCCACGCCCUCCAGGCUGCGGGAACUGAGACGCUGGAAAACCACUCGGAGGAGAGCGUUCCCGCCGACGGCGGUUGCCGUCACAACCACCCGCGGGCCCAGGAAACCGGAGACUGUGGCCUCCGCGCCAGCCGCCGCGCAUGUGCUAUCCGCGGCCCGCACGGCUACCUCGGCUCCGGGUCUAGGGGGAAGGUCGUGGAAGAGCAGGCAUCUUGUUGCCACAAUCCUAGAGAAAGAAACCUAGAAGGAGGGGACCGCCUCAUCAGGAUCUCUUUGGCAGGAGUUGGUGAGGACGGCGUCUUUUCCCAAAGGGACUCGAGAAGACCCAGUGAAGACCUAGGGCAGCACCGCUGCGUCUCUCAGGAGAGAAUUAGGGAACAGGAUGGCCACCAGCAGAGCAGUCCACGGGUGGCUGUGAGGGGCGACAGCGGCCAAUGCAAGAGCGACGCGAGCCUUGGUGAAGUCUCUGGCUCGCAUUCCUGCGACUCGAGGGCCGCUGUCAGCGAAGACGCCUGGGUGGACGUCCCUGAAACCCGAGGGCCCCGAACCAGUGAUUCCGGGGCCCAAGGUAGCGACGACCGCAGCGGUUCUUGGGAAGGAGCAAGUGUGGAUGAAAGCCGCUGCCUCAGUAGUUUUUGGGAAGGAGUAAGUGAUGACAGGGCCUACGAGGCCAGAGACUCCUCUAGGGUGAGCAUCAGCGAAGACUCCAGCCGCCUCUUCCAUAGCUGCUGGGAGAGAGAAAGCGAAGAACAUUCCCACUUUAGGGGAUCUUGGGAGAGAAGGGAGGUUUGUGGUCCCCGCAUCAGCGACGAAGAGUCCAGUUCUUGCAGCAGUGGUCCAUGCGUGGGAUCAAGUGAAGACCUCAGUAGCAGGGACCUGGGCUCCACUCCUCCCCAGAGUCCAAGUCCGAGGUCGAAGGACAACACCAUGCCUGGUGUGGCUAAUCCAGGCCCCUCCAAGUCUCGUAGGGAGACUGCAGACUCAAGUUCCAGGAAGAAGGUACAUUUCAGUAGCAUACAUGACGCAGUACGGGCUGGAGAUGUCAAGCAGCUUUCAGACAUAGUGGAGCGUGGCGCCAACCUUAAUGAAGUGGAUGCUCUCCAUCAGUUUACUCCUUUACACUGGGCAGCACAUUCUGGAAGUUUAGAGUGCCUUCACUGGCUACUCUGGAGUGGUGCUGAUGCCACACAGACAACUACAAGGGGAUGGACAGCAGCUCACAUAGCUGCAAUCCGGGGUCAGGAUGCCUGCUUACAGGCUCUUAUAAUCAAUGGAGCCAACCUAGCAACUCAAGAUGAUCGUGGAUGCACCCCACUACACCUUGCUGCCACUCACGGACACUCUUUUUCUUUACAAAUAAUGCUGCGAAGUGGAGUGGAUCCCAGCGUGACUGACAAGAGAGAGUGGAAACCUGUACAUUAUGCAUCUUUUCAUGGGCGGCUUGGUUGCUUGCAACUUCUUGUCAAAUGGGGAUGUGGCAUCGAAGACGUGGACUACAAUGGAAACCUCCCGGUUCAUUUAGCAGCCAUGGAAGGCCACCUCCAUUGUUUGAAAUUCCUACUGAGUAGAAUGAACAGUGCAACACAAGCCUUAAAAGCCUUCAAUGAUAAUGGAGAAAAUGUAUUGGACCUGGCCCAGCGGUUUUUGAAACAGAACGUUGUACAGUUUAUUCAGGGGGCUCAAUAUGAAGGAAGCCAUCCAGAUGAUCAUGACGCUUUAGCCUUUCCAGGUCAUGUGGCUGCCUUUAAGGGUGACUUAGAAAUGCUUAAGAAACUGAUAGGAGACGGGGUCAUCAAUCUGAAUGAACGCGAUGAUAAUGGAUCGACUCCCAUGCAUAAAGCUGCUGGACAGGGCCACAUUGAUUGUUUGCAGUGGUUUAUUGAAAUGGGAGCCGAAAGCAAUAUUACCAACAAAGCAGGAGAGACCCCCAGUGAUGUGGCUAAGAGAUUUGCCCAUUUGGCUGCAGUGAAACUCUUAGAGGGGCUACAGAAAUAUGAAAUAGAUGACACUGAGAGUGAUAAAGAUCCUAUAAAUUUUUUUACAAGGCAUGGUGUUGAAGGAAGCACCGAUGCCAAGGAUGACUUAUGUCUGAGUGAAUCAGACAAAGCAAAUGCCAGAAGACCAUCAAUGAGCUGCAGGGCCAGCUGGCCUAUGAGCGACUCCGCAGGGAAAAGUUAG
This is a messenger RNA of Mus caroli (Ryukyu mouse), 2277 nucleotides long. The record is from RefSeq and is a predicted model, not a curated record. NCBI's taxonomy places the organism in Eukaryota, Metazoa, Chordata, Mammalia, Rodentia, Muridae.